GGAUUCAGAGUAAUGAUGACGGCAGGUAGCAACGUCGACGGCGAAAACAACGGCGCUUCUUACCAGUCACCGACGGAGGAAACGCUGACACCAAUCUCUUCCUCAUCCACAACUGCAGACAAUUCAAUUGACGCGCCGUCUCUGCCCACUCUUCCAUUCGAUCUAGUUACAGAGAUCCUAUGUUGGAUCCCUGUAAAAUUCCUCCUCCAAUUUUGUUGCGUCUGCAAGUCAUGGAAUUAUCUCAUCUCUCAAGAUUCCAAAUUUCAAAAGAAACAGUUGAGUCACGGCCGCCUCCACCUCAUCCUAACUCCUCCGCCCUCGCCCUACAACUUGUUUGGUAACAUCCGUCUAUCUGAUUUUUUGAUGUCUUCUAUUUUCAACAACAACCUGUCCACUAUUACUGCUACGCAGAUAAAGUACGCUCUGCCUCCUCCAUUAGGAACCAGACUUGAGGGACGACGCAGUUUUGGGGGAGUUACCUCCCUUGACGGCAUCUUCUGUUUUGCAAUUGAUGAAUUGUCAGCUCUUUUAUUUAACCCUUCCAUUAGAAAGUUUAAGUUAUUGCCUCCUUUGGAAAAUCCACAACAAAAUCACUAUGUACACACCAAGUAUACCUUACUGUAUCAUCGUUUCACCAAUAAUUAUAAGAUUGUCGCUGUUUCCUCUCGUCGGAAUCGACCAAUUGACGUUCAUAGUCAUGCUUUUGGUACUAAUUAUUGGACAAGGAUCCAAAACAUCCCGUUUAAAUGCCGCUUUCAUGGAAUGGGAAUAUCUGUGGGUGACACCGUUAAUUGGUUGGUAUAUGAUGUCGGUAAUCGUUUAUGGGUCAUUCUUUCGCUUGAUUUGGAAGACGAUUCCUAUCAAAAGUUUUUGCAUCCUUUCUCUAACGAGCCAUACAACUUUAACAAGGUCGUAGUCUCCCAAGAGUUGAAGGGUUGCUUUUGCAUAGUCUCUCAACGUCCCAACUUUUCUGAUGUUUGGAUUAUGAAGGAACAUGGAAAUGAGCAGUCUUGGACUAAAUUGUUUAGUGUUCCUUACAUGACAGAUCGUUGGUUUUAUGCAUAUAGCAAAGCAGUAUAUGUUUCAGAAGAUGACAAAGUGCUGAUGGAGUUCAAGAAGAAGUUGGGCAAAUUUAGUUUGGUUAUCUAUGAUUUUAGAAAUGGUGACACCCGUCCUAUUCCAUUCCCAACAUUUGUCAAGGUUAUUAUUAUCCCUAUAGUAGGAUUAACCGGAGCACAAAAGGCAGCGAAGGAGGUUGUGUUGCAUUGAGGUGUUGAUAUUUUCAGCAGUGUUGUUUUUGGAAUGCCAUAUUUUAAUGAAUUGUUGAAAUAUAAAAAAGGACAUGUUAUUUAGAUUUUAGACCACCUGUAUAGCAAUUUGGCUGGAUUUUGGAAUUGGAAUGUCAUAGUGGGUGUGUUGAACGAAGGGGAUGAGCAGGAAGUUCACAAACUUACGGCAAUUGAUGUGGAAGAGGAGGAUAGGCUCGAAUGGAAAUUCAACAACAAAUGCAUCUACACCGUUUUAGCCAAAAUUGCAAGUUUGUGAAAUUUAGGGAUGUUGAUCAACAUACCGGGAAGGUGAUCAACAAAUGCAUCUACAAAUGCAACAACAGGUUUAUGUGAAGGUGAUUUCGGUUUCUGGUUCGAAGUUGAGUCUUUCCAUGAGGGAUGUUGAUCAACAUACCGGGAAGGAUCUUCUUCCGUUGAAGAAGAGAUCGGAGGAGGAGACUUUUCGGACUAAUCCACAAGAUUCAAAAGAUGGUCCGGUGGCUAGGACAGGGCUUUCUGGGAUCAGGAUUGUUGAAGAGGAUGAUGUUGGUUCUUCGCGCAGGCCGUUGAAGAGAAUGAGCUCUCCUGAGAUAUGGGAAGCGAAACAGUUGAUUGCUUCGGGGGUUUUGAGUGUUUCGGAGUAUCCGUCUUAUGAUGAUGAGGCAGAUGGAGUGAUGUACCAAGAAGAAGGUGCUGAGGAAGAGCUUGAGAUUGAGAUGAAUGACGAUGAACCUGCCUUCUUGCAAGGGCAGACCAAAUCGUCAAUAGAUAUGUCUCCUGUUAAGAUAUUUAAGAAUCCAGAAGGUUCUCUGGGUCGUGCUGCUGCACUUCAGUCUGCGCUUAUAAAGGAACGAAGGGAAGUAAGAGAACAGCAACAACGAACGAUGAUUGAUUCAAUUCCAAAGGAUCUCAAUCGUCCUUGGGAAGACCCUAUGCCAGAGUCAGGUGAAAGGCAUCUUGCUCAGGAGUUGAAGGGUGUUGGCUUAUCGGCCUAUGAUAUGCCAGAAUGGAAGAAGGAUGCCUAUGGGAAAACCAUUACUUUUGGGCAAAGGUCAAAGCUGUCUAUUCAGGAACAGAGGGAGAGUUUGCCAAUUUACAAGUUAAAAAAAGAAUUGAUUCAGGCUGUCCAUGAUAAUCAGGUAUUGGUUGUCAUUGGUGAAACCGGUUCGGGAAAGACUACUCAGGUCACACAAUAUCUUGCUGAAGCAGGUUACACCACAAGAGGUAAAAUUGGAUGUACUCAACCCCGUAGGGUGGCUGCAAUGUCAGUUGCAAAGAGAGUUGCAGAAGAGUUUGGAUGUAGAUUAGGGGAGGAAGUAGGUUAUGCCAUUCGGUUUGAGGAUUGCACUGGACCUGAUACCGUAAUCAAGUACAUGACCGAUGGUAUGCUUCUUAGGGAAAUAUUGGUUGAUGAGAACCUGUCACAGUAUUUUGUUAUCAUGCUUGAUGAAGCCCAUGAGAGAACUAUUUAUACGGAUGUUCUCUUCGGACUGCUGAAGCAGCUGGUGAAGCGUAGACCUGAGUUGCGAUUGAUUGUCACAUCUGCUACUCUUGAUGCUGAAAAUUUUUCAGGAUACUUCUUUAACUGUAACAUCUUCACAAUUCCUGGCAGAACUUUUCCGGUGGAGGUACUUUAUACUAAACAGCCAGAAAGUGAUUACUUGGAUGCAUCUUUGAUCACUGUCCUACAGAUCCAUUUAACAGAACCUGAAGGAGACAUUCUUCUCUUCUUAACUGGUCAGGAGGAGAUUGAUUUUGCUUGCCAGUCUCUCUAUGAGAGAAUGAAGGGAUUAGGUAAGAAUGUCCCAGAGCUGAUCAUUUUACCUGUUUAUAGUGCCCUUCCUAGUGAAAUGCAAUCUAGGAUAUUCGAUCCUGCUCCUCCUGGGAAAAGGAAAGUGGUUGUGGCUACAAACAUUGCUGAGGCUUCUUUGACUAUUGAUGGGAUAUUUUAUGUCAUUGAUCCGGGGUUUGCUAAGCAAAAUGUUUAUAACCCGAAACUAGGUCUUGAUUCCUUGGUGAUAACUCCAAUAUCACAAGCGUCUGCUAAACAAAGAGCUGGACGUGCAGGGCGUACUGGACCUGGAAAAUGUUACCGUCUUUAUACCGAGAGUGCAUAUAGGAAUGAGAUGUCUCCUACUUCAAUUCCAGAGAUUCAAAGGAUAAAUCUGGGCACAACUACUCUUAGCAUGAAAGCUAUGGGUAUAAAUGAUCUUCUAUCAUUUGAUUUUAUGGAUCCACCUUCACCCCAAGCACUUAUUUCCGCCAUGGAGCAGCUCUACAGUCUUGGAGCAUUGGAUGAAGAGGGUCUUCUAACCAAAUUGGGUAGGAAAAUGGCUGAAUUUCCUUUGGAUCCGCCACUGUCCAAGAUGCUGCUUGCCAGUGUAGACCUUGGAUGCAGUGAUGAGAUUUUGACCAUAAUUGCCAUGAUCCAGACUGGCAAUAUUUUUUACAGGCCCAGGGAAAAACAAGCUCAAGCAGAUCAGAAAAAGGCAAGGUUUUUCCAGGCAGAGGGUGACCAUCUUACACUACUUGCUGUUUAUGAAUCCUGGAAAAGUAAAAACUUUUCUGGACCUUGGUGUUUUGAGAACUUUGUUCAAUCUCGAUCCUUGAGAAGAGCCCAGGAUGUAAGGAAACAACUUCUCACCAUCAUGGAUAAGUACAAAUUGGAUGUUGUGAGUGCUUGAAAAAAUUUCACAAAGACCAGGAAGGCUAUCACUGCUGGGUUCUUUUUUCAUGCAGCUAGAAAGGACCCCCAGGAAGGUUACAGAACCCUUGUUGAGAAUCAGCCUGUAUAUAUCCAUCCAAGUUCAGCUUUGUUCCAGAGGCAGCCAGACUGGGUAAUAUACCACGAGCUUGUAAUGACAACUAAGGAAUAUAUGCGUGAGGUCACAGUCAUAGACCCAAAAUGGCUUGUUGAAUUGGCUCCACAAUUCUUCAAAGUGGCAGAUCCUACAAAGAUGAGCAAACGAAAGCGUCAAGAGCGUAUUGAACCACUUUAUGAUAGAUACCACGAGCCAAAUUCAUGGCGUUUGAGUAAACGCCGUGCAUGAUAUGCUCUCUCAAUUUCCCUUAAUGCAAGGUUCUGGAUACAUUUUAUGUUGUACAUAGUUUUAAAUGUAAGUUUUCUCCUUAUAUUAUUAGUCAAAUGGAAUUUUGGAUAUA
Messenger RNA from Trifolium pratense (red clover), 4430 nucleotides. RefSeq names its product probable pre-mRNA-splicing factor ATP-dependent RNA helicase DEAH5. Gene Ontology annotation, biological process: mRNA splicing, via spliceosome; spliceosomal complex disassembly. The record is from RefSeq and is a predicted model, not a curated record. Lineage: Eukaryota; Viridiplantae; Streptophyta; Magnoliopsida; Fabales; Fabaceae. Gene Ontology annotation, molecular function: RNA binding; ATP binding; RNA helicase activity. Gene Ontology annotation, cellular component: intracellular anatomical structure; catalytic step 2 spliceosome. Bases 1589 to 3952 code for a protein of 787 amino acids. The transcript has 3 exons.